Molecule: messenger RNA, 1131 nt
Organism: Colletotrichum karsti
Lineage: Eukaryota; Fungi; Ascomycota; Sordariomycetes; Glomerellales; Glomerellaceae
Exons: 1
Coding region: 1-1131 (376 amino acids)
Source: RefSeq, a predicted model, not a curated record
AUGGAACCGAUGGCCCUGACACCAGUACCGAGUCCUCGCACGCUGCAUCGUUCUUCGGCCAAGAUCAAGCAAAUCACCGGCCUCGACGUCGAUUACAAAAGCUUCACUCCCCCGAGACCAGCCCGAUCCCCUGCGAAGUCGGGCAAGUCGACGCCGGCUACGCCGAAUAAGUCCAAUAGCGUCCGAAGCAAGAAAGAAGGACCCAAAGCAACAACAGAGCCGGCUCGAACGUUGAGUCUGAUCGAAGACUACGAGGACGAUUCGGAAUUCGACAGCGAUUGGGAUUUCAGCCCUAGUUCGAAGCGAAACUGUGCGUCAUGGAUUCCUGCGUCUCCCGUGCCGCCUCGCGUGGAGAUUCUCGAUUUCGACGAUGCGAGCCCGCGUCGCCGCGACUCGGAGAUUGGGCCCUUGAGGUCGCCGGGAAUGCACCAUUUCGAGACGCUACCUGCUCGAAGAAACAACCAUAUGGAAGUCAGCUAUGUGGGUGCCAAAGAUCUUUACCACGCCACGGCGACUUCCAUUGCAAAAUCCGCACACAAGAAGGCAUCGUCCUCGAGAACAAGUACGGAGUCGGGACGCGAUUCCAUCGUACCUCCCAAGAACAGGCUGAGCUUCGCAACGAAGGUACUGCAAUCCGGCAGGAAGAAACCGCCGAUGGGCAUUGAUACAGCGAUAAAGUCGUCCACGCCUCCCGGCCCUAUGACGAGCACCGGAAAGGCGCCGGUGAAGGCGCCGGCGGGAGUGCGUCCGGACAACCAGGCUCACUCGCUGGACGACGAUCGACUGAGGGUGAAGUACUCGGACGCCAUCUCCCGCGUCUUCAGAUGGAGCGGCGAACACAGAAGGGUUGUUUCGGAGGGCGCCUCGCCGGUCGACUUGCCCGCCUCGGAGCCGCGCACCGUCGCCACUCCCACGCCCAAUGCGGCCACCACCCCUUCUGCCGCAGCAUCCGGGACCGGGUUGCCGGCGCCGAUGAGCAACUCGCCGAACAGGAUGGCCAGGCGCUCGGUACAGAACCUGGCGGCGCAUGUCAAGAGGACGGCGAGCACGAUUGUUCUGUCCAAGGACGAACGACGGAGGGAGAAUUUGAGGCAAAGCAUCCGGGUGAUACCGGAGGGAAGCGCAACAUGA